Messenger RNA from Knipowitschia caucasica, 555 nucleotides. The record is from the annotation of a GenBank genome assembly. NCBI's taxonomy places the organism in Eukaryota, Metazoa, Chordata, Actinopteri, Gobiiformes, Gobiidae.
AUGGCCAGAUUCACUCAGACUGAAACAAGAAGGCAGCAGCAUCCACAGCAGCAUCCCCAGCCCACUCUCUGCAGCCUGGUUUACACUGGACCGGGGGCACCAGCGACCCAGCCGCCUACACCACUGCUCCCACAUCAGCACCAGUACCCCAAACCCAUGAACGGCUCAGAACCCAUUUCCAUUCAUCCGGACAACGGCAACAUGAAAGACCAAGAUGCCAUUAAGCUGUUUAUCGGGCAGAUACCGCGGAACUUGGAGGAGAAGGACCUGAAGCCGCUCUUUGAACAGUUUGGGAAAAUCCACGAGCUGACAGUUCUCAAGGACCGCUACACAGGCAUGCACAAAGGCGGAGCUCCUCUCAGGUGGAAUCUGCUCUCAGGCUGGAGCUCCUCUCAUACCUGCAGUUACAACAGGCCCACAUGGACAUGUGCCUGGGUUGAGAUGGUCCCAUGUCGUCCUGGUGUUACAGUCAUUAUAACAGAGACGGUGCCACCUGCGCUCUGCUGGAAGUGCCAUUAUUUGGUGACCUUUGUCCAAUGUAUCGGCCCCAAUUGA